This is a messenger RNA of Acromyrmex echinatior (Panamanian leafcutter ant), 2199 nucleotides long. It is a transcript of the gene Noc3, whose product is annotated as Nucleolar complex protein 3. The record is from RefSeq and is a predicted model, not a curated record. Lineage: Eukaryota; Metazoa; Arthropoda; Insecta; Hymenoptera; Formicidae. Gene Ontology annotation, cellular component: nucleolus. Gene Ontology annotation, biological process: DNA replication initiation. Gene Ontology annotation, molecular function: chromatin binding.
AUGUAUGUAUGUAUGUAUGUAUGUAUGUAUGUAUGUAUAUAUGCUUUUAGAACAGACAAAGAUUUAAGCGUGAGAAAAAGAAAAAAGAUUGAAAAUGAUCAGCCGUUAGAACAACUAUACGAGAAUAACAUCUCAAAAAUUGUGGAAGAGACAGGAGGAAAGUCAAUUCGCAUGUUGCUCCCUAUAAAAACACAUGAUGGUGUUAUAGAGAAACGUAUUAUUGAAGAAAAUAAUACCAUUUUUAAUGGGGAAGAAAAUGAAGAUACGAAUGAAAACCAGGAAGAAAAUAAAGAAGAUAAUCAGCAAGAAAAUAAUGAUACGGAUAUUGACAUAGAUACACAUAACUUGCUGCAAGUUACUGAUAAACCAGUGUCUAUUGUUGAACUGCUCGCAUGUCGCGAAGAAAUAUUGAAAGCCAAACGUUUUAAAAUAGGUAUACUUUCGAGUGGUAUAUUGGAGAAUCCAGAACUCAAGUCUGAAAAUUUCAAUGUAUUGUUAAAAAUGAUGGAUAAACAGACAUCAGAAAUUUAUAUCACAAUUAGGAAACUGGCAAUGGUGUCUCUUUUAGAAGUUUUUAAAGAUUUGUUACCAUCAUAUAGUAUCCAGGAAAUUUCUCAGGAAGGAGUAAAGUUGAAAAAGGAUACUCUUGCUCUGCAAAAAUAUGAAGCUACUCUAUUGAAGAAUUACAAAAGUUAUUUGCAGAGACUUGAAAAGAUAUCUAAGAUUUUGAGAACAAAGAAUGGGAACAUGCAGUCGGUAAAUGAACAAGAAAUGCAAUUGGGCGAGACAGCUGUAUCAUGUAUGUGCGAGCUUCUCGCCGUCCAUCCAUAUUUUAAUUUUUCUGUUAAUAUAGCUAAUUACGUUCUGCCUUUGUUGGAUAACAAACGGAGCAACAUAAGAGAAAAAGUUGCACAAUGUAUUUCCCAAAUAUUUAAAGAAGACAAACGUGGUCAGCUAUCUUUCACAAUAGUUCGAAAAUUAAAUCAGUAUAUCAAGUCGAGGAAACAUUCUGUACAUUCUGAAGUAAUAUCAGUGUUACUAGCUCUUCGCAUCAAAGAUAUUAAUUUGGAUAAGGAAAAGGAGGAUGAAAUGAAACAAAAGAAACUCAUGUCUCAUAAACAAAGAAUUCUCGCAUUAAGCAAACGAGAGAGGAAAAAGAACAAGAAACUAGAGCAAGUAGAAAAAGAAAUGCUCGAGACGAAGGGUGAGGAAAACAAACAGGCAAAGCAUAAAAUCCUCACUGAAAUAACGAGCAUAGUAUUUACUAUAUAUUUUAGAAUUCUAAAACAAGCUCCCAAUAGCAAAGUAUUAUCUGUGUGUCUAGAAGGAUUGGCCAAAUUUGCACACUGUAUCAAUAUCAAUUUUUAUCAAGAUUUAGUAGGCGCCAUAGAUAGAUUAAUAGAGGAAGGUAAUUUGGGAUUAAGAGAGCAACUGCACUGUGUUCAAUGUAUAUUUACAAUAUUAUCUGGACAAGCUGCAGCAUUGAAUAUUGAUCCAUAUAGAUUUUAUGUGCAUUUGUACAAAAAUAUAUUGAAAGUUCAUUGCGGGAGAACGCACUCGGAAACUGAGACUGUGCUGCAGACGUUGAUGCAGAUUCUCGUUCAUCAGCGAAGGAGGAUCACACAAACCCGUAUGAUAGCCUUUGUAAAAAGAAUAAGCACAUUGGCAUUACAGUCGCAGCAUAAUGUGACGCUGGGAACUCUUGGUAUUAUCAAGCAAGUGAUGCAGCUUGGGAAAACGGCUCACAUUUUAUUGGACACUGACUGUACCGGUGACGGUCAUUAUCAAGUCGAAAUUAAGGAACCUGAUUAUUGCAAUGCUCACUGUACAGCGUUGUACGAGCUCGUUGCUUUACAGCGUCAUUAUCAUAGUGUAGUACGACAACUCGCUAAAAAUAUAGCGUAUACUACACCUACAAGCGGUGAAGGCAGUUUGACUGCCGAAAUUGCGAAGUUAUCACCACAGGAGCUCUACAUGGAAUAUGAUCCUGCAGGUGUAGCAUUUAAGCCUGCUGUACCUAUUCCAAAGAAGAGUACUGUUAAAAAAGUACAGAUGAAUUAUAAUAUGAAUCCUGAAUUUGAUAAAUAUGUUAAUAUUAUCGACGUCGACAACUUAUUUGCGGACGGACAUGUAGACUUCUACAAAGCAUGUAAAAAUAAUUUGUAGUGCAUAAUAAAGAGGAUAUGUCUGUGGAAUAUA